UUCAUCGAACUCCGUCGUCGUCUAUAAAUAUCAAAGUAAUCUCAGAUAUUUUACAUGCAGUCAAUACGUAAAAUUUUGCGAAGCAACCAUGUCAUAUCUAACAGAAGCUAGACUGAACAGGAACUUAUUUAGGAAAGCAAAGAACAAAUUGCUUUGUUUGCUGGAAAAUGGCCCAAAGGCUAUUGCAUGAGACCAGUCGUUGGCCGGAUCAAUUGAUCUGGUCGUCAAGUAUAAUUUAUUAGAGGAGUACAGUGUUGUGAAAAUGUAUCCGCUGUACGGUGGGACUUUGACAAUACCACCUAACAUUGCUAAUGUCAUAUUUAUCUCGAGACCACAAUUGGAGCUUAUGGACCUGAUUGCUGAGAAUGUUCACGGAGAAGAAGGCAAAAGACCGAAUAAAGAAUUUCACUUGUUCUUUGUGCCACACAAGAGUCUACUUUGUCAAAAGAAACUCUAGAAUGAUUGAACAUUUAAGUGUGAUCUCUUUCCGUUUGAUAAUGAUCUGCUCUCAAUGGAACUCAGCGGAUCCUUUAAGGAAUUUCAUUUGGAAAAUGAUCCCACUUGUCUCUAUCAAGUUGCACAAGCUAUACAAGGCUUACAAAAGUUAUAUGGUAAAAUCUCAAAAGUCACAGGAAGAGGACCAGCUGCCAGUAAAGUUUGGGAAUUGCUGGAGAGACUAAAUAGAGAAGAGGAAGAUAAUAAAUCACAUCCUGCAUCGUCUGUAGCCAUUGAACAUUUAUUAUUGUUGGAUCGGUCUGUAGAUUUACUCUCACCUUUAGUCACACAAUUGACUUAUGAAGGCUUAAUUGAUGAAAUAUAUGGAAUAAAAUACAAUACUGUGCAAUUACCUGCAAGAAAAUUUCACGACUCUGAUGACUCUCCCACAGCAAUGUCUCUGAAUGAAAAGAAACAAAUUAUAUUAAAUUCAGGAGAAAAACUUUUUGCUGAGAUUAGAGAUAAAAAUGUUAACGGCGUUGGACCAGUUCUUAGUAAGAAAGCUAAAGUGAUUUCAUCUCAAUUUGACGAAAGAUAUGGAGAUAAGAGUGUGCAAGAAAUUAAGCAGUUUGUUGCACGAUUACCACACAUGCUAGCAACAAAACAAUCUUUAGCAAGGCAUACCACAAUCGCUGAGAUGAUAAAAGAAGUCACCGACUCGAGCAACUUUCUAGAAUCAUUGCAAGUCGAACAAGAAAAGUCGAAAGAAUUGUUAAACUGUAUCGACACAGACAAACCGAACACAUAUAUCGAAGAUAUGAUAGCACAACAGCAACCGUUACUGAAAAUUUUACGUCUGCUUUGCAUAAAGUUGUUGACAAACUCUGGCUUAAAACCAAAACUGUUAGAUUACUAUAAAUGAGAAAUAAUUCACACUUAUUGAUUCCAACAUUUAUCAACUAUAUUAAAUCUGGAAAAGGCUGGUUUAUUAAAACAGCAACAGUCAGUACGACAAUAUGCAGUAUUAAGGAAAGCAUUAAAGCUCACUGUCGAAGAUGAGAGUGAAGUAACACCGAAAGAUAUUAGUUACAUACAUUCCAUGUACGCACCAUUGAGCGUGAGAUUUGCGGAGUAACUAGUACAACCAAAUGGUUAGCAAGAAUUGGUGGAAUCAUUACCAGGUCCUAUAAGCAAUAUCUCAUACAAUGUACUUUCGUCAACGAGACGAAAUUCUAUUUCUAGCAAUUCUGGUUCGGGAUCACCGAAAUUAAUUCUGGUCUUUUUCAUUGGAGGAUGCACUUUCGCCGAGUUAUCUUCUCUUCAACAACAGAAAGAGCUAAAUGUCGAGUUCGUGAGAACUACGAGAUUAAUCAAUGGCAACACGGUUCUUACUUCUCUAAUGAAGUUAGAACGGACAUGA
Messenger RNA from Mycetomoellerius zeteki, 1855 nucleotides. RefSeq names its product vacuolar protein sorting-associated protein 33A. Gene Ontology annotation, biological process: vesicle-mediated transport. The record is from RefSeq and is a predicted model, not a curated record. NCBI's taxonomy places the organism in Eukaryota, Metazoa, Arthropoda, Insecta, Hymenoptera, Formicidae.